AUGGCCGCUGGGCCCUCUCUCCAUCCCUCAGAUGUUCCUCCAGACUUACUCUUCCUCUGUCACUCGCCUCCUCUCAUCCCCUCUUCACUCAGCCCUCCCUUGGGUCUUUCGCCCCCAGAUCCGAUAGCUUCCUCGCCGCCGUCUGUCGAUCUGGCUUCUUCACUUCCAAAGGUUACCCCUGAGGUUCAAAAGCCUCUCUUGGCUUCAUCGGCUUCACAGUUCAAAUCUCCCUUCAAGAACUUGACAAAGAUAGGUUCUGCGUCACCUUCGUCAGAUGGUAUCCCCGAGAUCCAAGCUCCCAAUUCCAUUACCCUAAGCUCAUCUCAAAAAUGGAAGAAUCACAUUGUGGCUUAUUUCCAUGGGACUCCUCCUUCUCCAGCAAAAAUAUUCUCAAAUCUAAAUCCGAUUUGGGUGGAAGCUCCUGCAAUUGUGGAUUGUGGAGUUCCUGCAAUUGUGAAGGUUGGUUCCUCAUCUUGCUCCCCUGGUCGUUCCGAAUCCCUUCGUUUUUUAUCCUCAUCACUGGAGGAGGAGGUUUUUCCAUCUCCAAAACAUGUAGCCAGAAGAUCGCUUCCCCCACCUAGUUUGACGUCAGCCUUAGACAAUGCUCGUCUAGCUUCACCGGUCACUUCAGAUCAGUUCUUAGAAGAAGAGAGCAUUAAUAGUAAUGGUCAAGUUGUGCUCCGGAACAGGUUUAAGCUUCUAAAAUCAGAAGACGCGCUUACUUUACGACCACCUGUCACUAAGAAGCACUUGAGGAAAAUUCAGCAUCAGCAGGGUCUUCAGCCUCGGAUAGACAGGGUUCGCUCACGGAUUUGCUCGUAG
Messenger RNA from Microthlaspi erraticum, 822 nucleotides. The record is from the annotation of a GenBank genome assembly. Lineage: Eukaryota; Viridiplantae; Streptophyta; Magnoliopsida; Brassicales; Brassicaceae.